AGUCGAAUUCUUCUGCCUGGCAGUGGGCGGGCGGGGCGGGCGAGGUCCCGGAAACGCUUCACGGCCCUGUCUAGUGCGCUGACCCGCCCCUUCCCACACUCUCCCCCCCCCCGCCCCCCGCUCGGUCUGCACUCUGCCGGUACCACCCGGAGACGCCCCCCUCGCCUCACGCAGACGGAAAGGGGGGGGAGAGUUGCCCCACUCCACACACACACAAACACACCCCGGAAGCGACGGGGGGCUUGGCCUCCUCUGCUGCCCCCAACGCCCAGGGGCCGGAUGGGAGGGGAGCGCGAGAUGGUGCUGCUGGAACCGGCCCCCCCGCGAGCGAAGAUGCCAAAAGCAUCAGAAGAGCAUAGCCAUUGGGAAGUCGCCUGUUGACUGCUAUUUUCUUAGAGUCUUGAGGCUAACAUCAGUCUGACAUGGCACAGAGCAGCCAGCAACUCGACAUGCAAGUACUCCAUGACCUCCGGCAACAUUUCCCUGAGAUCCCAGAGAGUGUGGUGUCACAGUGCAUGCUCCAGAACAACAACAACCUUGAUGCUUGUUGUCGAGCUCUUGCACAGGAGAGUAACAAAUACCUAUACAUGGAGUACCACCCAGAUGACACUCGUUUGAACAGGAAUCGCCAUCUGCAUAUUAACCUCGGCAUCCAUCCUCACACCAGCUAUCACGGAGGGGAUGGAGCUCAACUUAAUGGUGGUCGUACACUGGUACAUAGUUCAAGUGAUGGACAUAUUGAUCCACAACACACAGCAGGUAAACAACUGAUAUGCUUAGUUCAAGAACCACACUCUGCUCCAGCUGUUGUGGCAGCUUCUCCCAACUACAAUCCAUUUUUUAUGAAUGACCAGAAUAGAAACGCAGCUACUCCUCCUUUGCAACCACCUCAGCAACCUUCUUCCAUACAACCUGGAAUGAAUACAUCUGCUAUGCAAGGCCCGCCUCCUCCUGCGUAUAUGCACAUACCUCGGUAUAGCACAAAUCCUAUAACUGUUACAGUGUCGCAGAACCUCCCAUCGGGACAGACUGUACCCAGAGCUUUACAAAUUCUUCCUCCAAUUCCAAGCAAUCCUUACGGGAAUCCUGGAUCUCUCUAUAUUAGGCAGACAUCUCAAAGUUCUUCAGGACGACAGACUCCUACUCAAAGUGCACAGUGGCAUUCAUCGCCACAAGGCCCAGUGCCCCAUUAUAGUCCACAUCCACUGCCUGUUUAUCCGCACCAACAAAACUAUCAGCCUUCUCAGUAUUCUCCAAAACAGCCCCAGAUUCCUCAGUCACCUUUUCAGUCGCCACCUGCUUCUCAGUGUCCUUCUCCUUUUGGCUCUCCUCAGCAUCAAGUUCAGCCUAGCCCGUUGGGCCAUCAAAGUUCCCAUGUGUUUAUGCCUCCUAGUCCUUCAACUGUGCUCCCCCAUUCAUAUCAACAAACACCCCAAACAUAUCAGAAACCAAGUGGACACUCAGUAUCUUAUCUUCCAUAUGGUGGACCUAGCUUAUCCAAAAGCUCCAUGAACAAGAUAGAAAUUACCGUUGAGCCACCACAAAGACCUGGGACUACAAUGAAUAGGAGCCCUUCACCUAUAAGUAACCCACCUUCCCAACGGAAUCAGCACCCACUGUACGCACCUGCUACUCCUCCUUCAAGUUCUCCUUCCAGAAGUAUGUCAGGUCAGCCCAAACCUCCUUAUAGUGUUAAUCCUUUAUAUAUAACAUAUACACAGCCAGCUGGACCUACGGGUGUGCUUACUCAGUCACCUCGGGUCAUGGUAUCUCAGCCAAAUCCAGCAGUUUUUAAAAUCACCGUAGGCAGAGCACCAGCUGAGAACCUUUUAAAUUUAGUGGACCAAGAAGAGCAUUCUGCAGCACCAGAACCAAUUCAGCCUAUUUCAGUUGUACCAGGAUCUGGAUGUGAAAGAGGAAGCCAUAAGUAUCAGAGGAGUUCCAGUUCUGGGUCCGAUGACUAUGCUUAUACUCAAGCCUUGUUGUUACACCAACGUGCAAGGAUGGAGAGGCUAGCAAAGGAACUGAAGUUUGAAAAUGAGGAGCUUGAAAAGCUCAAAGCUGAAGUGAAUGGUAUGGAACAUGAUCUUAUGCAAAGGCGUCUGAGAAGAGUAAGCUGCACAACCUCAAUCCCGACACCUGAGGAGAUGACCAGAUUGAGAAGCAAGAACAGGCAGCUCCAGAUAAACGUUGACUGUACACAGAAAGAAAUAGAUCUCCUUCAAUCUAGAGGGAACUUUGACCCAAAAGCCAUGACUAACUUUUAUGAUCAUAUAGAGCCUGGUCCUGUUGUGCCACCAAAGCCAUUUAAAAAAGAUCAUCAGAGAAGUUCCAAACAAGCUCCACGAUCACAGCCAAGAGACGAAGACUUUGAAGGAGCUCCGUGGAAUUGUAAGAGCUGUACUUUUUUAAACCACCCAGCAAUGAAUCGCUGUGAGCAAUGUGAAAUGCCGCGGUAUGCCUGAAUCCAUAAAGGUCUGCUUUGGAUUAAAAACAGGCUCUUGAGGACACAGCCAUAGGAGACAAAUAUAUGAGACACCUUUCAGUCAUCUGCCAGGCGUUUGCCAGCCAAUUAUUUCAAAUUAUAAGGGAGAGAUCCCCCUUCCAUUCAUGCUGCACUAAAUAUUAGUUUGGGGAAAAUACUCUUAUCCCACUGCAUUGAGCAAGACUGAAAGGAUACCCAAAAUGGAUUCCCUCUGUGAAGAAUGUAUAAGGAAUCAGAUGAUUGCUGCUGUUCUAGCCCCUAUAAUUACAUUUGCUGGGUAGUAGCCCUUACAUAUAUAUAUAUAUUUUUAUAAGCAUAGAACUAUUACUUUGUGGUGUGAAGUGUUACAGGUAUCCAGACAAACUGUGAAGAACCAGAUCUGAUAAUCUGGCCACAGCCGUUUGGAAAACAAAGACUCCCUAUGUUUCCAGAUUGUAAACUACUGAAAAAGAAGGAAGGUGUUUUUCUUUUUUUGGGGGGGGAGGUGGGGGUGGGCAAAAAAAGUAAAAAAUGAGGAUAUUUGUAAAUGCUGCUUUUUUCAGGGUAAUUUAAUUCUACACAAAUGCUGUUUUGAAAUUGUGGAUCAUGGUGAGGAGGGAGACGUACUGUAUGAGCCUUAUUUAUAGAGUACAAUCAGAGGUGAUUUUACAAUCCCUUUUGCUUGUACAGCACUCACCAAGUCAUGUUAACACUGGUAAUUAAGUAAUUAUAUCAUAUUACAGAGGAAAAAAAUAGUGCUGCAUGCUUUUAUUAGGCCAUUGUGUUUUAAAGCUAAAAGUAAAUUAUGCUUUUAUAAACGACGUUCCCUUAAAACUGUGCUUGAUGACAGUAGAGUGGACGUAUGCCAAAUGCAGAACUAUUCCAAAUUCUUUUUGGAAGACUUGAGCUCAGCCAUUGUUAUGUAUGAGAAGUGUUUGCACCCUUUUCCUUAGGCCUUUUCAGCUUCCAAUUAUGUGAAGAAUUCAUUAUGUUUACAGCACAGAAGGUACUUUGUGCCCCCAUUCUGAUUUAGCUGAAAAACAGUAAUCAAUAUUAGCUCUUCAAUAAAGGUUUAUUUGCACACUGUCAAUAAACCAGUCUGUAUUAAUUAGUAAGAGCAGCAGAUCUUUAAAUGCAUUUUUUUAAUAAAAAAAAUUGGGCAGUUAAUAGGCAUAAACAAAACAAAACAGAGUGGAAUUGUACUGGUACUUUUAUGCAUCUGAUUAUUAUAAAGAGGAUGUUUGAUUUGUUUGAGUGCUAGGUUGCUGAAAUAAAGCACUCUUUUGUGAAGGUUUCUUCGUUUUGAAGUUGAGUCAUUCUAUAAUAAAACUGUUCAAGAACAGUCAGACUGUUUUUUCCUCACUGAUAAAGCACUGGAACAAUGUGUGUAAUUUCUUGCACUCUUCAAUUAUAUUACUCCAAAUACUUGCACCUUGUGCAAGCAAGUUUCACAUCUUGCCCAUGUAAUAAGAUGUAGAGGUUGUCCAUGCAAAGUGGAAUUUAUCUGGUAUGUAAAAUCUUACUGAUUUAUAUCAAACAGCAAAGGAACACAGUGAAAUGAAAGGAACCAGUGUUGAGAUUUCUUUUCUAAAGUCAUGUUUUUGACACUUACAAAUUGACUGCUGAACGUCCUGAUGAAAUUUUAGGAAUUCUGCUGCUCUAAUUAAGAAUUCAGUUAUGGAAUUGUUUUGUUUUUAGGAAAUGGAAAAACAAAGAGAUAAGAAGCAUUGGGUUUUUCAGUUAAAUUGCAUCAUGUGUUUGUAACACUUGCCAUGAUUUCAUAUUGAUCCUCUUGCCUUCUUUGAACAUAAGCUCCCGUUUGGCACUAUUAGGUGCUGCCAUUGGUGAGGAAACUGAAGUCAUUUGAGUUAUGAGUAGAGAGCAUGUUUGAAAGGUAUGUACCACUUUUUCACACCUGUGUGACUUUAAUGGUUUUUGGUUGGGGAGUGCUAACCUAUCACUUCUGGGUGCAAUCCACUAUAAGUGCAUGCUUUCUGAAGUCAGUCAGUGUAGGUCCUACAGGGUCUUUGCUGUAAGCAUACAGCUCUGUGCUUUUAGGCUUUCCCUGUUUCAUUUUUUUUGGUAGGGAAUGCUCUACUGCACGUAUUAUUUCCAUAUUGUGUGAACAGUAUUUUCUGACUCAUGGGAGAUAACAGGGAAGAUACAUAUAUAAAUUGCAGUACUGCAUGGUGGAUCUGUGACCGUGUUGUUAUGGAGACCUAUUUCCUUUUACUCAUAGUUUUACUUGUGGAGUAGAAGGUGAGAACGUAGUUUGUUGUGGGGGAGAUGGUAGCUAGUGGUCAUGUUGAUUCUUAGGAGAAAACGUUAAACUAAUCAGUUACACUCGUUGAUUCCGCAAAAAAAAAAUCAAACAAAAGCAAAACUAGUGUACAUGCUGCAAAAAAGCUGCUGCAAAACUGUUGUAAAUAUCCACACUGUAAAACUGAUGAUGGUAAUAAAACUAAUUUUGAUCUGGAAGUUAUAUACGAGCAUUAGGUAUCAAUUUCCACUUGGAAUUCACUUGUGAAUAGGUGACACCAACCAAAGUGGGUUUAGGUUAUGCCAGAAUAAAUGUUGAUUGCAUAAAACCUUUGGUUAAUGUGUGAAAGACCCCAUGAUACUAAAUGCAGUGCAGUGUAUACAACUUUGAAUGUGCACAUCUGUGUGUGAUGGGCGUUUGAGGUCAUCAUGAAUAUUUAAAAUGCACUACUUCUUAGUAACAGCUGGUCUUUUCCUUGCCCAUAGAACUUGGGUCAGUACAGGGAGUACCCUUAUUGGAUGCUAGUUAUUCAAGACUGUCCAGUUUCUCAAGUAAAUGUCUGUUUAUAAAUGCCUGUUUUAUAUUUAACUGCUGGUAAAAUGAUUUCCCUUUCCAUAUAAAAUAUAAAAGCUCCUCCAAGUUUUAGUCAAUAGAAUAGCUUGUGGAAAACAUUGGAAUAUACUAUAGCAUACAAAAAUCAAAUCCUGUACUUGGAUAUAUGAUAUUGCUAUCAAGCUAGCUUGCGUAGGAAAGGAGGGGCUAAGAAAGCAACGAGAAAAUGUUUUGUGAAAUAGAUGAACUUGAGAAGUGUGUUUGUGUGUCUGUGGUAUGUGUGUUUUUCCCCGUUAUGGCAGAUGUGUGAAGCAAGUAUAUUUUUUAAAGAGCUGGUCUCAGUCAUACUACUAAGUCAAUGUUUCUUUCAGUUGUGUUAUGCUCCAUUUAUGUACUGUUCCUUCACUUCCCCACCCCUUUGAUUAUAAAUCUCUUUAAAAUUUCUUGGAUUUAGUCUUUUUGAAGACAAUUUUUUUUUAAUUUUAAAGAGAUGAUGAAAAGAUUAAACAUGCUGAUGGCUAAUGGUAUUGUGAUCUUGGCUUGAUAAACUUUUAACACAAGAAGCCUGAAACAUGUAAUUUGAAAUACAAAAUUUUACAGUGUAGUUAUUGAAGUAUCCAGCCAGACUCUCAAUUCCUCUGUCACCUGCUCAGGUGCUAUGAGUCUACAGAGAGCUGAAAAUGUGCGCAGAAAUAAAUGCAUAUUAUAGCCAAUGCUGCCUCUGUGUGCUAUCUGUCUUUCCAAAUAAUUGUUCGAAGUUGAUAUGUAUUUGAGCUAUUGACAUCUUGUUUCUGUUAUUACUGAGAGGUCUUCUUGUUUUUGAAACGAGCAAAGGCCAAGAGUCAAGCAAUAUUCUAAUUCUCAAGAUCUUUGAACAAACUUCUGAAUUGUGUUAUCUGUGACAAAGCCAAUGUAUCUGAUCUAUACUUUUUGCUCUGUUGAAGUCCUGUUAAUUUUUUUCACUAUAAAACAAAAACCACGAUCUUUUGAAAUCCUGUAAAUAGGGUGUUCCUUACAUUCUAGAUUUAUGUAUGCUGUGAAUGGAAACAAUUACUGCAAGAUGAAAUGUGUAAAGGCAUUAAGAGGCUAUGCAUGCAUGGGACCUCGGAAUGACAUAUACUGGGAGCUGCAGUUUCCUAAAAUAAAAUAAAAAAUCAAUAAACUAAGAAAAUGUAA
Molecule: messenger RNA, 6452 nt
Organism: Podarcis raffonei (Aeolian wall lizard)
Lineage: Eukaryota; Metazoa; Chordata; Lepidosauria; Squamata; Lacertidae
Gene: TAB3
Product: TGF-beta activated kinase 1 (MAP3K7) binding protein 3
Exons: 7
Coding region: 423-2465 (680 amino acids)
Cellular component (GO): extracellular exosome
Molecular function (GO): ubiquitin binding
Source: RefSeq, a predicted model, not a curated record